Diabrotica balteata is the source of this 1906-nucleotide messenger RNA. Lineage: Eukaryota; Metazoa; Arthropoda; Insecta; Coleoptera; Chrysomelidae. The record is from the annotation of a GenBank genome assembly.
AGUUUACUGAAAACCGCUUUUAACUUCACAAGUAGCCGGUGGGCGCCAAUUGAUGCCAAGUACUAAAUAGCUUACCGACAUCUUUCAGUAAGUUUGUUUACAAACAGUUCGUGAGCGGGAAUGUGAGCUUAAUUCAAGUUCAAGUACAACAUACAACAAAUUCAUUUUGGUAACAAGUUCGCGGGACUUAAGUGAUGUUAGUGUGUCACGUUAUUGGUUUGAUUAAUUAAAGAUUCAAUCGCAUUUAUUGUGAUAAUUGUGUGUAUUCAUUUUGGAAAAUUCUUGUAUCUACCAGUAAGAAGACGAAGAUGAAAUGUUCCAAGUGAUUCAAGUCAACCAGCAACCGAAAUGGAUUUAGUGACCUACAAUCUGUUUAUCAAAUACCAGUGACAAAUACUCUGAAAAAUUCAAAAUGCUCUUGAUAAAUGCAGGAAGCUUAAAAAAUAUCACAAACUUUUCUUUUAGCGAUUACAGUAUUAUUUCAAUUAAUGAAAGUAGUGAGAAUGAAGAAAAUAUUAAUUUAUACCCCUUUUCGGUAGUUCUUCCAUUUACCAUAAUAUAUGCCAUAGUUUUCGUUAUGGGUGUAUUAGGAAAUAUAAGUACGUGUAUAGUGAUAGGAAAAAAUAAAUCUAUGCAGACAGCUACAAACUAUUAUUUAUUUAGCUUGGCAUGUUCAGAUAUGUUAUUAUUGGUAUCUGGCUUGCCUCCAGAAAUGUAUAGAAUAUGGUCACCAGACAAUUAUAUUUUUGGUCAAGCUUUUUGCAUGAUCCAAGGAAUGGCAGCUGAAACAUCCGCAAAUGCGACGGUGUUAACCAUAACCGCUUUCACAGUAGAACGAUACGUUGCUAUCUGCCAUCCUUUCCUGGCACAUGCUUGGUCUAAACCCAGCAGAGCUAUCAAAUACAUUAUUGUCAUAUGGAUUGUGGCUUUGGGGUUAGCUAUUCCACAAGCUAUUCAGUUUGGAGUCGUUGACGAGGAACAGAACGGUAAUAUUGUUAGGUUAUGUACUAUGAAGAACCCUUUUUUUGAUCACGCUUUCGAGAUUAGUACCUUUGUCAUCUUUUUCGUGCCCAUGAGUCUAAUUUCUAUUCUGUAUAUUCUUAUUGGCAUUCAGUUAAGAAGAUCUACUAACAUUGGAUCGUCCAGACCAAAAACUACUAAUACCAGUGGAGCACAAGAGGAAUUUGGUAGAAAAAGCAAUAACAGAAACACUGCCGCCCAAAAAAGAGUGGUUAAAAUGUUGGUUGCUGUUGUAGCUGCUUUUUUCAUUUGCUGGGCUCCAUUCCACGCUCAACGGCUGCUGGCAGUUUACUUAUCUACAGCUUCUAUUGAAACUCAAGAAAUGUUCUCUGAUUUUUACUUGUAUUUGAUGUAUGUCUCCGGUCUGCUUUACUUUAUAUCUACCACAGUAAAUCCAGUUCUCUACCAUAUCAUGUCAAAGAAGUUUAGAACCGCUUUUAAGGAUACUUUCAGUCAACUAUGUGGGUGUAGAACAACUUCUAGAGGUCAUUACGCUGCUAUAAGAAGGGUUCCGCCAAAUAUGCGAGAAAUACCUAGAUCAGUAUCCGAAGGGUUACCUAAUAAUACUAAUUUGAAAAAUACUAAGAAGCACCCUAACUCCAAGUUUUCUGAUAGUAGAGGUAGUAGUUUUAUAUCAAACGCUAGUAGAACUACAUCGCUCUACGACAGAAAUAGGUCCAUAGCUAGUGAGCACGGUGGAUUGCCGGAUAGAAAAAAGUAUUUUAUAUUGCCGUUGAGUUUAAGUAAAAUAUUUUCUAGAAAGGGAUCAGAGGGUUUUAAUAACAGUACUAUUAGUAAUUCCAGUUUGAAAGAUACUGAUGUUACAGAGUUUACACAUGUGGAUUUGGUUAAGAAUAUGAAUGAAAUAAAUGAUAAUAUAAAAUGA